AUGCUGUUGUUCAGUCGUUCAGUUGUGUCUGACUCUGUUCAGUUGUGUCCAACCCCAUGGACUGCAGCACCCCAGGCUUCCCUGUCCUUCACCAUCUCCCGGAGCUUGCUCAAACUCAUGUCCAUUGAGUCGAUGAUGCCAUCCAACCAUCUCAUUUUCCGAUGCCCCUUUCUCCACUUGGCCUCAAUCUUUCCUAGCAUCAGGGUAUUUUCCAAAGUGUCCACUCUUCUCAUCAGGUGGUCAAAGUAUUGGAGCUUCAGCUUCAGCAUCAGUCCUUUCAAUGAAUAUUCGGAAUUGAUUUCCUUGAGGAUUUGUGUGACAAAAGAGCCUGAGAUCGUUAUGGGGUCAGAAUCCUUGCUCUCAUCUCAGACACCUUUGUGA
This is a messenger RNA of Rangifer tarandus platyrhynchus (Svalbard reindeer), 381 nucleotides long. The record is from the annotation of a GenBank genome assembly. Lineage: Eukaryota; Metazoa; Chordata; Mammalia; Artiodactyla; Cervidae.